Messenger RNA from Trichogramma pretiosum, 3532 nucleotides. Its product is annotated as calcium/calmodulin-dependent protein kinase type 1G-like. Gene Ontology annotation, cellular component: nucleus. Gene Ontology annotation, molecular function: ATP binding; protein serine/threonine kinase activity. Gene Ontology annotation, biological process: intracellular signal transduction; protein phosphorylation; positive regulation of apoptotic process. The record is from RefSeq and is a predicted model, not a curated record. Bases 359 to 2518 code for a protein of 719 amino acids. Lineage: Eukaryota; Metazoa; Arthropoda; Insecta; Hymenoptera; Trichogrammatidae. The transcript has 7 exons.
CGGACGCGCGUACGCGAAUACACGUAUAGGUGCUCUCUUCCUACGUAUCGCGUCGAUAUUUUUUAAUAAUAAAUAAAUUAGCGUGCGCGUGUGAGAGUUCGCGAUUGGUAAUCCAUUGCAACGAGAUCGUAUCGCACGAACGGAUGAUUGCGUGAAUCAUCUCGAGGAAGGGAUAGGCGCGUACGGUGCAUACGUUGGUUCUCGUUAAGUUUACGAUUGAUUGCGAUCAGAAAAAAGAACGAUAGUGUGUAAAAGGCCCGCCGACUCUGCGUGGGGCCAGCAGCAGCGUGUAACAACAACAAAAAAGCUCGCGCAAGCUGCAGCUUCUCUCUCGCUCUCCCUCUCGUCAAAGAAGAUCAUGAUUAAAGUCGACGAGACCGAUCCAGUCGGCGAGCUCGAGCCGAGCUUUCCCUAUCGAGAUGUCACGGUGCGCAAGGGGAUCGACUUCAAGGACCAGUACAACAUCGAGUCCGAGAUCGGCAGAGGGAAAUUCGGCACGGUGUACAAAUGCAAGGAGAAACGGACGGGCCUGUGCCUGGCCGCCAAGGUGGUCAACACGAGCCGCAAGGAGGACAGGCGCGCCGUCGAGCGCGAGGUCGAGAUCAUGCGCCGGCUGCAGCAUCCGCGCCUCAUACAGCUCUACGACGCCAUCGAGCACGGCCAGAAGAUCUACGUGGUGCUCGAGCUCAUCGAGGGUGGCGAGCUCUUUGAGCGGGUCAUCGACGACGACUUCGUCCUCACGGAGCGCAGCUGCGCGGUCUUCAUGCGACAGAUCUGCGAGGGCAUCGAGUUCGUUCAUUCGCAAAAUAUCGUCCACCUCGACAUGAAGGUGAUUAUACAUUAUUAUAUUAUUAGACCACCGGAGAACAUAUUGUGCUUGACGAAGGAGGGCAAUCGCAUCAAGAUCAUCGAUUUUGGACUGGCCCGCGAAUGGGAUCCCAAGAAGAAGCUGCAGGUGCUGUUCGGCACGCCCGAGUUCGUCGCGCCGGAAGUCGUGAACUUCGACCAGAUCGGCUUCGGCACCGACAUGUGGAGCAUCGGCGUGAUCUGUUACGUGCUACUCUCGGGACUGUCGCCGUUCAUGGGCGACACGGACGUCGAGACGAUGGCCAACGUGACGAUCGCCAAGUACGACUUCGACCACGAGGCGUUCGCCGACAUAUCCGAGGACGCCAAGGACUUCAUACGCUGCCUCCUGGUCAAAGACAUCGCAGCACGAGCCAGCGCAACGGAUUGUCGCGAGCAUCCCUGGCUCGGUGUGCGCUAUCCAGCAGCAGCGGCGAAGACACCAUUAGUGAUCACCAGGACGGAAGCGUCGCCACCGGCCAGCAGCAGCACAGCCUCCGAUCAGCAACCCACUACUACCAAGCCCAAGCCCAAGCUCGAGCUCGACCUGACCAAGGACAAUUUGCGACUGUUCAUCGAGCGCUGGCGCGACCACCCGGACAGCCCGUACGUGGUCGAGCCUCUCGAUCAUCGCGAUAACACGAACAGCGCGUCGAAGGCGGCGGGCCCGCCGAGCCUGCGAAAUCAUCGGCCGUCGCCGUGCGGCAGCGUCACGUCGAGCGAGAACACCGAGCCGCUGAGCCCGGCCGCGACGACGACGACGCCGACCAAGACCAAGACCUUCAAUCUGGUGGUGCCCGAGGUGGCGCUGGGCAGGCGUGCCUCCGAGGGCCGAGUGAUGAGCUACUACGGCCGGCCGGAUCCGGUCUCACAGAUUCACCUGGCCGAGGAGAUAAUACGCCUGUCGCAGCAUCUCAGAUCGUUCACGGUGGCCGUCGCCGCGGCGUCCAGCAGCAACGACGACGACGACGAUGAAGACGAUGAUGGCAACGAGGAGAAAAAUGACAAAAGCAACAAUAACAAUAAUAACAUUAGUAAAUUGAGCAAAGAGUCGACCAAGUCCGCCGUAGUUGACGCGUCGAAGAAUAAAAGUUCCACUACGACUACUAGUACCAGGCUACGUUCGAAAGCCACGACGAGCAGCCAACAGGAAAGAACGGAGGAACACACGAACGAGAUCAACGAGAAGCUGUCCAAGAUCGCGAGGCAGCGCAAGCUCAACGGCACCGCCUUCAAGAGCUGUCAAAGCUUCGACAAGUACAAUACGGACAAGGAGGACGAGUCGCCGAGCACCAGCUCCAUGAGCUCGACGUUCGUCGGCGGCUGGCGACGCGCCAAGCGGCGCUUCGGCGAGACGUGUCGCGACGUGCCGCGCAUCGCCGAUCUGCGCGACCUGCACAAGACCAUGAACCUGGACGAGCCCACCAGCACCAAGGAUCUGCUGCUCAAGCUGAUCGACGAGUGGUCGGAGCUGCGCACGAGGCCGACCACCAACGCCGCGAGCUGGAGCAGCGCCGGCCGCAAGAGCAUCAGUAUCGACUGGUGCGGCGAGGACUCGGUCGCGCGCAGCUCCAUCAACUCGCUCGCGGAUUACUUCAAGGCCACCGUUCAGCAGCAGCAACAGCAGCAGCAGCAGAACAACAAGUCCGCCAACGAUUCGGAUCAGCGCUGACCCUCCGCGUCGUGAUUCUUCUUCACUUUGUUCUUUCCACGACGAAUGCAAGAAAGCUAUCUCUCUCUAUUUUUAAUUUUUACGACGCGAAUGAUUUUUAUACAUAUAUAUUAUUGUAACGAAUAACACGUGGAACCUCUCUAGUAAAUAUGACUGUUGCUGUAUACAUUAGACAUUCCCAAUUUCGUUUCUGCGCGCGCUAAAAUUGGUAUUAUAUGUAAUACGUGCCGAUAUCUAUGUGCUUGUCCGCGUGAACGGAAACUAUAUUAUAUACAACGGCUUAACUGCGAUAUCGAGUGUAUUCUUACGUUUUUUUUUUUUCGUGAUCGCCAUUAUAUACUGUAUUAUAAAACAAUUACGUUCGACGAUUGCCUAGUCGCAACGAGUGCAAUGAUUUUAAUUAUUCUACAUGCGUCGCGUCACUUUUGUUGGGAUGUGUGCGAGCAAGUAUUGUGGCAAAUUUAGCAUAUGUAUAGCUGUUGCUAGUAUUAAUUGUGAGAAGAAUGGAAUACUGUGAUUACGCGAUCGAGGCACGAACAUCCGAUAAUUAGGCUAAGGCAGUGAACACGUCUGAAACAUUGACUAAUCCCUGUAUCCUCUUUGAUUGAUAACUGCCACUCUGAAACUAAUUUAUAUAUAUUAUAAUAUGCGAUCAAUCUGUGUGUCUCUGAUGCGUUGCUAUAUGCGCAGCAUAUACAUAUCUUAUGUAUGAUAAAAUUAAGUAAUUAUUGAAAAAUUAUUAACAUGUAUCGUAGGACAAAUUGAUAGAUUCUCGGAUAGUUAUGUUUAUAUGAUUGUUAUUUUGUAUGGCGUUGUAUUGUAAUAGACGAAUUGAUCAGAAAAUUAUCUAAUGUUUAUUUCAAUCGAUAGACUCGAUCAUUUAUACAAUCAGUUAUCAAAGUCAACUUUUGUACUUCAUCGACACGAGUUCUAAAUUAUAUGUAGAUUAUUGUGUAAUAAAAAAAAAAUAAUUUAGUUGACUGCAAGAUGCUCAAGAAAUGAUGAAUAAAAUUG